Nematolebias whitei (Rio pearlfish) is the source of this 850-nucleotide messenger RNA. It is a transcript of the gene sncga, whose product is annotated as synuclein, gamma a. The transcript is spliced from 6 exons. Bases 75 to 449 code for a protein of 124 amino acids. Gene Ontology annotation, cellular component: axon terminus; neuronal cell body; cytoplasm. The record is from RefSeq and is a predicted model, not a curated record. Gene Ontology annotation, biological process: synapse organization; synaptic vesicle endocytosis; chemical synaptic transmission. Lineage: Eukaryota; Metazoa; Chordata; Actinopteri; Cyprinodontiformes; Rivulidae. Gene Ontology annotation, molecular function: cuprous ion binding.
ACAGAUCGCUGCAGGCGGAGCAGAGGACACACGGGAGGAAACAGAGCAGACAACGGUUAAAGAAGAGGAGCAGCAUGGAUUUCAUGAAGAAGGGAUUCUCCAAGGCCAAGGAUGGAGUGGUGGCUGCUGCUGAGAAGACAAAGGCUGGAGUGGAGGGGGCCGCCACCAAGACCAAGGAGGGGGUCGUCUAUGUUGGAAACAAGACGAUGGAGGGCGUGGUGACCGGAGUGAACACAGUUGCUCAGAAGUCGACCGAGCAGGCCAACGUGGUGGCUGACACGGCGGUCUCCGGGGCCAACGAGGCCGCCCAGGCAGCGGUGGAAGGAGUGGAGAACGCUGCAGUGGCGAGCGGGUUCGUGAAGGCGGAGGAGGCGGGGCCAGGAGCUGAGGAGAGGGACCUGUCAAAACCAGAAGCAGCAGGAGAAACCACGGAGCAGCCUGCUCAGUAGGUUCUGAACAUCCUGUCGUCACUGAGGAGAGAAGAAGAAACUAUAACUUUUCACUCUGAUAUUCUCCACCUGCUGCCUUCAAUAACUCCAUUAACCCAAAAAACAAAGCUUUCUGCUGUUACCAUGGUUACAUAGGCUCCACCUCCCUCACCUGCUUAAUGCUUAAUGCUCCGUCAUAAAGCCAGGAAGGGCUCCAGUUUCCACUCUCUCAGCUGACUGGUUGGUGUGGAGUGGGCGUGUUUUACAAGUCCAGCUCACCUGCUGUCUAUCACCUGACAGGCUCCGCCCCCGACACAGUCAUUGAAAUGCAUGUUGCUUCACUGAGACUCAUUUAAAACACUUACAACACAAAAAAUAACAACUGAUGAUGUAACACACACACACACACACACACUUCUGAA